Molecule: messenger RNA, 2834 nt
Organism: Oenanthe melanoleuca
Lineage: Eukaryota; Metazoa; Chordata; Aves; Passeriformes; Muscicapidae
Gene: TRMT13
Product: tRNA methyltransferase 13 homolog
Exons: 11
Coding region: 16-1500 (494 amino acids)
Biological process (GO): tRNA methylation
Source: RefSeq, a predicted model, not a curated record
ACAGCCCGGUCGAAGAUGCGCUCCGCCGCCAUCUUGCUCCCGCCCGCGGGGAGGGGCCGCAGCAUGGCGGCGCGGGGGCCGCCGGGAGCGGCGAUGGCGGCGCCGGGGCCGGGGCCGGAGCCGGGGCGCUGCGCUCAUUUCGUGCUGAGGAAGAAGCGCUUCUGCAGGAUGAUCCCGGCGCCCGGGAGGCGCUUCUGCGGGGAGCACGCGCACGAGGAGGAACAAAAUGACAGAAAAAGAAUUCCGUGCCCUCUUGAUCCAAAACACACUGUAUAUGAAGACCAACUACAGAAGCAUUUAAAAAAAUGUAACUCAAGAGAGAAGCCAAAGCCCGUCUACUUUGUUCAAGAUAUUAAUGCUGGUUUAAAAGAUGUAGCAGAAAUACCAGAAAAACAAGUUCCUCUAUCUUCGCUAUCUAUUGAAGAGCUGCAGAACUUAAUUAUCAAGUUGAAAAAAGCAAGUAAUGGCCUGGAACUUCAUCUCAAGGAACAAAUACUGUCCCACCAGGCUUUACAAGAAGCCUUAAAUGACCCAAAGAAUGGGGAAUCUGCUUUCAAACACCUGAAACAGCAGGCUUCUAUUUUAGGUAACAUGGAAAAAUUGCAUUUACUUGGUCCAGGAAGGUGUUUUGUUGAGUUUGGAGCUGGGCGAGGAAAGCUGUCUCAUUGGGUUGAUAUUGCCUUAGAGAAUGUUGAAAGUGUUCAGUUUUUGCUUGUGGAAAGGGCAACCACAAGAUUCAAGGUGGAUGGAAAACACAAAAGGAGAGAUUCUAUAUUUGAAAGGCUUCAAGUAGACAUUCAGCACUUAUGUUUAAAUAAGGUACCUAUUUUGGAGAAGAAAAGACUACCAGUGGUAGGAAUUGGGAAGCAUUUGUGUGGAGCUGCGACAGAUCUUGCAUUGAGAUGCUUGGUUGAAAGUUACACCACUUGCUGUGAUGGGGAAGAUGGAGAGCCUGCACCAAAACGCUGCAGGGCUGCUCAGACAGAGGUGGCUCCUCACAAAUCUGCUGGUAAUGAAAGCACCACAGAAGACCAUAAGCCUGUAGCUGGAAUUGUUAUUGCUCUGUGUUGCCAUCAUAAGUGUGACUGGACACAUUAUGUAGGCAGAGAGUUCUUUAAAUCAGUAGGACUGGGACCAGUAGAAUUCCAUUAUUUUCAGAGAAUGAGUAGUUGGGCCACUUGUGGCAUGCGAGAAACCACAAGCAAAGCUUCUCCAAGUGAAGACAGUGAAGAUCAAACUAACUACACAGAGGAACAUGAGCAAACACUCAGCAGGACAGAGAGUGGCUCUGAUACUUUACAAGGGAUACUGAGUGUUGAGGAACGGAAGGAGAUUGGUUGCCUCUGCAAACGGCUGAUUGAUCACGGACGGAUUGAGUAUUUACAGCAACAGGGAUACAAGGCUGCACUGCAGUAUUAUACAGAGUCUGCUGUGUCCUUGGAGAAUGUCCUGUUGACAGCUGUCCCAAACCCUUCUUUGAUAUCAGAGCCAAACAUAUGACAGGAGAUAGAUUUGGAAUUGGUAAGGGGAAAAAAGCCCUAGAAAACUCAUCUGGGUUUUUUAAAAAAAACUAAUUCAUUUCUUACAAAAAAACCCCCUUUUAUCGUCUUUCCUGUACCCAAGAAAAGGUCUUAUAUUUUCCAGUUUCUGGGAACUACAAAUAUGCAAACCAGUUCUCAUCAGUGAAAAAAUAAAAUCCCUAAGAAUAUUUAAAACCUGUUGUGGCUUCUUUGCUGUGAAGAAGUGAGCUUGAUAUUUUCUUCCAUUCAGUUGCAUUCUUUAUUCACUAGGAUCUAUGAUAGGAGGAGAAUCAGAAGUACAACUUUCCACAUUUCCUGAAAGACAAUAGGUUAAAAUAAGAGAAGCUUAUAUACUUUAUUUUCACUUUGAAGUUUAGAAUAGCUUUGUACUUCUUCUUAAAAUAUUUAAAUAGGCCUAAGUUCUUUCAUCAGCCUGUGCUGCUAAAGAAUCUAUUCAGAAAGAAACCUUGUGUCUAAAGUGUCAUCUUGAUGUAUUUUUGCUAAUUUGAUUAUUCAUUCAUGAAAUAUUAAUAAGAAAAAACCUGACUUAGUGUUCCAAAUCAAGAGCAUUACAUUCAUGUUUUAAGCCUUCACAAAACACAGAAUGGAGAUCAGAGAGAACAUUUUAUAUCUGCAGUGAAGUACAUUCUGCAAGUAACAGCUGCCAACUGAACAUCUGUUCAAAAGUGCUUAUUUGGGUCUCUUACUGCAACAGUAAAACUGUUACAAUGAACAGCAUGUUUCAGAAAUGGGAUGAAACUGGGGGUGUUGUGUUUAAGUGACUGUGUCAGGGAAAGCAGAUUUUGAGGAACAUCUGUUUAUCAGCUGUUGAUAGUUCAUUGGUAAAAGAUGUAUGUUGGGAACAUAGACAUUUCUCCCUUAAUCUUCGUCUGGAAGUACCAUCUGGAUAACAUUCAAAAAUAGGAAAAGUUGAGCUUCAUGAAUUAAGGGAUGCUAGAAGACCUUCACUAUGUAAACUGAUUAAAUUACAGAUACCAAAGACAGUCAUCAGCUUCUCUUUAUCCACGUGCAGGUAACUCAGACACAUUUAUUACAGUGCUCCAUGGUUCUAGUAUGCUCCUACCAGAAUCUAUGCUGUUUUUUGGAGACCUCCUGUGACAACUCUUGUUAAAAGUACCCCUGCCCUCAGUAAAAGCCUGUUUACAGAUUUCUUUUGGAAAAUGUUACUCGUUUAUCAAGAUGGUUAUUCAUGUUUCAUUUCUAUACAUAUCCUAGAUUUAUUUAUCCAGUUUAUCCCUCUCUUCCUCACUGUAUUGUGGAGAGAUCAGAAUUAAUAAAAAAACCAUGCCUGUU